AUGGCUCAGGAGGGCCUGUUCAAUGUGGGAUUUCUGACCUUCCCCGGCCGCUGUGUCGGUGAGGACAUCGUCAGCUGGAACAAGAUAAUAGGAAUUAUGGGAGCAUUACAUUCAAUGGCAGGUGGACCCGCGUAUCUUGAUCUAUCAGAAAAGACAGGAUUUUCCCUUGAACAGAUCGGUAUCCUACACAAACGAUUCAAGCAGCUGAGCCACAACGAAGAGACUCUGCUGAGAGAGGAUUUCAACACAAUUCCAGAUCUGGCAUGCAACCCCAUCCGUACCCAAAUCAUAGAGGCCUUCUUUGACAGAAGAAACUUUCAACAGAACGCAGAGGGGACUGUCCAGGAGAUUGGCUUUGAGGAGUUCCUGGUGGUCAUGUCCUAUUUCAGACCCCCGUCACAGCAUAUGACAGAGGAACAGCGAGAGAAUGUCAGAAAGGAGAAAUUGAGAUUCCUAUUCAACAUGCAUGACACAGAUAAUGAUGGAACAAUAACCUUGGAGGAAUAUAGACAUGUGGUAGAAGAAUUAUUGUCUCACAGUGGGGCACUAGGAAAAGAAACAGCUAAAGGCAUUGCUGAUGCAGCCAUGUUGGAGGUGGCCAGUAUUUCAAUGGGUCACAUGGAACCUGAUGAAAUUUAUGAAGGAAUCACAUUUGAUCAUUUCCUUAAGUUACUUGAGGAGUUUGAGAUUGAAUCAAGAAUGAACAUUCGCUUUUUGAAUAUGGACACGACAAACCUGUGCAAGUGA
This is a messenger RNA of Lampris incognitus (smalleye Pacific opah), 747 nucleotides long. It is a transcript of the gene tescb, whose product is annotated as tescalcin b. Gene Ontology annotation, molecular function: calcium ion binding. The coding region runs from base 1 to 747 and encodes 248 amino acids. The transcript has 10 exons. NCBI's taxonomy places the organism in Eukaryota, Metazoa, Chordata, Actinopteri, Lampriformes, Lampridae. The record is from RefSeq and is a predicted model, not a curated record.